Engraulis encrasicolus (European anchovy) is the source of this 1979-nucleotide messenger RNA. It is a transcript of the gene r3hcc1l, whose product is annotated as R3H domain and coiled-coil containing 1-like. NCBI's taxonomy places the organism in Eukaryota, Metazoa, Chordata, Actinopteri, Clupeiformes, Engraulidae. The coding region runs from base 105 to 1271 and encodes 388 amino acids. The transcript is spliced from 7 exons. The record is from RefSeq and is a predicted model, not a curated record.
CAUCCGGUUGUUUCUGUCACCCAAACAAGUGUAAAUAAUUUGUAUUUUCCUGGAUUUACUGUUAUCUAGACGAAUUCCGCUCAGAGCAGGUGAGGUAACCCACAAUGGCUGAUCAUCAGCAUCAAGAACAACAAGGAGACUGCAAACCAGCACCGCCAUCAGCACCACCACCCCAGCAGCAGCAGCAGCAGCCGCGUACCAAAAAGCCAGACAAGGCCCUCUACGUCCCCAAAAGCAAACCGAAGGAUGGUGGUGGAGAUGGACAAGCAGGUGACAACAACCAGGGUCCCACGAACCGUAACUCCAAACAAACCCCGGCGGACAAGAAGGGGAGGCCCAGGCCCAAGUACACGGACAAGGCCUGGAAGAACAACGCCAAGAACAAGAAGCACAAGUCCCCGAAGGCCGACGAGGAGGCCCCCCCGCCGGCGUCGCCUAUAGUAGCGAGCGAAGGAGACCCGGCCCAAAACGGAGACUGUGAAGAUGGCGAGACGGAACGAGGGAACGCAGAGAAAAGCGAGCAACAGACAACGACGACAACGGUGACGGAAGGAAAGGACAGCGGUGAGAGUGGAAGUGAUGGACUGUCAGAUAGACUGACGACCUCUGAUACCAAAGCGGAGGGGGAGGGAGAGGGGGAGGCGGAGGAGGAAGAGGAGCAGGAGAGCUGGGAUACGUUGUUUAACGACGACGGGGAAUGCUUGGACCCUCAUCUGCUGGAGGAGGUGGCGGAGAAGUCGGGCCACAAGAAGCAGUCCAGGCAGGACAAGCAGUUCAACUACUACGACUGGUCGCCGGAGCACGAGGACAUCGAGCUGCGGGACGACGAGCUCUCGCACAUCGUGGAGAUCUACGACUUCCCGACCGAGUUCAAAACCGAGGACCUCAUCCGCGCCUUCCACUCCUACCAAGCGAGGGGCUUUGACAUCCAGUGGGUGGACGACACGCAUGCACUGGGCCUUUUCAACAGCCCCAUAGCAGCUCGGGACGCCCUGACGACGCGCCACCCCAUGCUGAAAGUGAGGCCCCUCUCCAAAGCAUCGGCCGUCACCAAAGCCAAGGCCCGGAGCUGCUCAGACUACCUGCUGCCGGCUAAGGAGCGCCCCCAGACGAGUGCUGCGCUGGCCCGGAGGCUGGUGAUCGGGGCGCUGGGCGUCAAGAGCCCCCAGUCCAGGGAGGAUCGAGAGGCCGAGAAGAAGAAACUCAAGGAUGCAAAAGACCAGAAGCGUCUCGCCGCACAGCAGAGGGACGACGCCUGGGAAGGGAAGUGAGGAGCAUGUGGUGGGACCUGACGUGACGUUUUUAAAUUUUAUUUCCGUUCAAUUUUUUAAUUCUAGAGUCACUGUACUGUAUUGGUUAUAGGCAUAGAGAUGCCUUGGAGAUGCAUUUGUAGAGAUGGAAAAGUGUUUUCCACUGCAAAAGUUUUUUUUUCAAUAUUAACUAUGAACUGAGCGGUUGCUGGCUGCACUUACAGUAGGUUCUCCCCCGCCACCCCCGACUAUCACUCUGCAUUGAAACGUUACACUGAUCAUGUUGACUACAAGGGCUACAGAAUCAGUUUCACUCAGGCAAUAAGGCCCGCUAUUCAUUUGUGUUUGUGUGUGUGCGCACACGCGUACGUGUGUGUGUGUGAUAGUUAUUCAUUUCCCACAUUAUUCAGGUCACCAGUAAACACCUUUUCCAUGUACAGUACGUAAUAUCAUUGGAAUGUCUCAUGUUGACAAAUGAAGAAGAAAACCAAGUCUUAAGAUAAGCAUCGUUUUCCGUUUUUAGCAUGCCGCUCAUGUACAAAUGUAAACCGAAUCCUUCACUAAUUAGUCCCACAGAACAGCAGACUAUAAUCAAAGAGAUGCAUCUACAACAAGAGCGCACAAUAAGGCGUUUUUGGGAAGUCUUUCACUCCCACUCUAAAAUUAAAGGGGUACGUAUGCCACUAUUUUGGGGCUUAAUACAGUUAAAAUUGUUGGCUGGGGUUUAUA